AUGGCGGAGUCGGCCGCUUGUAGCGGAGACGAGUGUACGGUGCGCCCCACACGGUGCCUGGGAGAGGUUGUCAGCAGUGGGCGUGUCCGCGUGGUGUGCCGUAGUCCGCCGUGGUGUGGGCGUCGCCAGCUGUCCGGCGUGUCACGUCACGUCACGUCACGUCACUUCACGUCUCCGGCGCUGGCGGCCCCUCAGCCGCGGUCUCCUCAACAGAGCACCCAGCAGCAGCGGCGGUCCGAGCUGCGCGUCGAGCUGUGCUCCAGAGACCUCUGGCGGAGGUUCCACGCGCUCGGCACCGAGAUGAUCAUCACCAAGGCCGGCAGGCGCAUGUUCCCCACGGUGAAGGUGCGGCUCGGCGGGCUGGACCCCAGCGCCACCUACAUCGUCUUCCUGGACAUCGUGCCGCUGGACGACAAGCGCUACCGCUACGUCUACCACAGCUCUCAGUGGAUGGUGGCCGGCUCCGGGGACCCCCCGCUGGCGCACAACGUGUACGUGCACCCCGACUCGCCGGCCACCGGCCAGCUGUGGAUGGCGCAGGGCGUCGUCGCCUUCGACAAGCUCAAGCUCACCAACAACCGCCGGCCGCUCGUCCGAGGGCAGCCGAGCGCUGCCGAGCGUCCAGCUCGUGGUAGCGAACCUGCUGACCCUGCGAGGCGAGCUCCAGACCUCGCCAGGGCGGCAGUUCUGUUCCAGAAAGAGAGACGGGAGGCGGAGGCAGCUAACAAGAGCGGAGCGCUGGCUCACACGUCUGUUUCCUUGCACUCAAUGCAUAAAUACCUGCCAAGAGUGCACAUACUGGAGACGACAGACCUAGAGACUCCAGCAGAGCAGCAGGCAAGUGUGGAACGAGCCCUGACAUACACAUUCCCUGAGACAGCCUUCACAACAGUCACUGCAUAUCAAAACCAACAGAUCACACGUCUGAAGAUUGCAAGUAACCCUUUUGCUAAAGGAUUCCGGGAGGCAUCGAGAACACGGUACAUAGCUAACUUUCAUUUAAUCUGA
This is a messenger RNA of Schistocerca piceifrons (Central American locust), 1008 nucleotides long. RefSeq names its product T-box transcription factor TBX18-like. Gene Ontology annotation, molecular function: DNA-binding transcription factor activity, RNA polymerase II-specific; RNA polymerase II cis-regulatory region sequence-specific DNA binding. Gene Ontology annotation, biological process: regulation of transcription by RNA polymerase II; cell fate specification; positive regulation of DNA-templated transcription. The transcript is spliced from 7 exons. Lineage: Eukaryota; Metazoa; Arthropoda; Insecta; Orthoptera; Acrididae. Bases 1 to 1008 code for a protein of 335 amino acids. The record is from RefSeq and is a predicted model, not a curated record. Gene Ontology annotation, cellular component: nucleus.